Molecule: messenger RNA, 1774 nt
Organism: Chenopodium quinoa (quinoa)
Lineage: Eukaryota; Viridiplantae; Streptophyta; Magnoliopsida; Caryophyllales; Amaranthaceae
Product: RNA-binding protein 38-like
Exons: 6
Coding region: 544-1461 (305 amino acids)
Molecular function (GO): RNA binding
Source: RefSeq, a predicted model, not a curated record
AAUAAUAAAAGUAAUGAUGAAUUGACAAAAAAGACCUAGUCAAUUACAUAGUCAAGCAGCUGUCAUUUUUCUUUCUGGAUAUACAAAAUCCCUUCUUCAAACCCUUUCCUCUUUUUCUCUCUUACUUGACAGCAAAUUAGAGUUUGCAACUGUCCCUAAUUUUCUUUCUUUCUUUCUCUCUCCUCUCUUCUUUUCCCUCUUAACCUAACCACCCUUCUCCCCUUUCCCUCUUUCUCUCUCUACACCCCAUCUCCCUCUUUCUCUCUCUAUGAUCUUUGAGCCAUAGAGUUUGAGCUUGUUAGAACAAGGGGCCUAGGCUCAAGUCCAAAACUCGAUACCGCCUUCGAAACCUAUAAAGAUCAUGAUGAUGACGACAAUCAAAGGAUUCAAUUCCUGUCGUUUUCAAUUAAGUUUAUGAGCAACUUAUAAAUUCAAUUCCAUCAUAUGCAAAUUUAAAGGAGGAGGAGGAGUCGUUAUUAAUUUUUUUUUUCUUUGGUUAUAAUAUAUAGUUUGAUCAACCAUAUAUUAUAAGCUGCUGUUACUAUGGCUCAUUACCAUGUGCAUCAUCAAUACCGAUCACCCUUCGGCGACACCACGUACACCAAAGUCUUCGUCGGAGGCUUAGCAUGGGAGACUCCUACCGAAAAAAUGCGCGCUUAUUUCGAGCAAUUCGGUGAGAUCCUUGAAGCCGUCAUCAUCACUGAUAAGAACACUGGCAAGUCCAAAGGCUAUGGUUUUGUAACAUUCCGAGAGCCAGCAGCUGCAGCAAGGGCGUGCUUAGAUGCUAAUCCAAUGAUUGACGGACGACGAGCUAAUUGCAACAUUGCUUCAUUUGGUCGCCCUAGGCCUUCACCACCAAGAGGUAGAAGUAAUCAAGGAGGAGUAGCAGUACAAGGACAGGCAUCGUCGUCGUCGUAUAGUGGAAUGCCAACGCCACAACAGACAUUGCCAACACCAUAUUUUUAUCCUUAUGGGUACCCUUAUACAGCCUAUAGUUACCAAGGUGUAUACAACCCACAACAAGUGCAGCAACAAUCACAGCAGUACUAUGCACAAUUCUAUGGUGCUGCUGCUGGUGGGUCCCCUUCUAAUUCAUCCUUAGGCCCUCCCUUUUAUUAUGGUGGUUAUUCUUUGCCUACUACUCCCACUCCUAGAACUGCUGCCUUCUCUUCCACCACUCCGGCGGCGCAUUGUAUGGCCGCUCCCUCUUAUCUUUACUACCCUACGCCGCAGCUCGAAGGUGCUGCUGCUGCUCCUGCUGCCUAUAGUCCUUAUGCUGCUCCUGCUUUUACUUCUGCUCCUUCUACGACGACUCUUCCCUCUUCCGGAUCACAACUUCCUUCGUCAAAUGACACAACCCUACAAGUCCCUGCGUCCUCUACAGAGGAAUCACAAGCUCAACAAAACAGCUCUGUAGAGACGGAUACUGCAGUGAUCCAUUCUGAGGGUCCAAGCAAUUGAGAAGGAUCCAUGUUCACAAUUGUAUAAUCUUUUAACAAAAAAAUUCAUGCUCCUGAUUUUUUUUUUACCCACCAUAACAAACAAAUUUAUAAGUAUAAUUUUUCCGGGUCCUAAGCUGUUACAUUCGGGUCAACAAAUGGAUUUUCAACCAACAAAGAGCAUGUCAAUGGCACAAGCUAUGGACUGACCAAUAUUAUUAUUAUUAUUACUACUAUUAUUACUAUUACUAUAUUUUACUUCAUGCAAAACUCACUUAUUCAUUUUUUUUUCCCUUGGAAAAUAAUUCUUUGUGAAUUAUUCUUUUCUUUUUUUU